UUUGCCACCGAAACUCACAAUUUCCCAAAUGACCAACAGGUAAUGACUGAACACGAGCACAUAUUGCAACUGUGGACGGAUUCAUGAGACGGACAGAUGUUCUGCAUGUUCCGCUAUCACAUGCCAUGGAAAUGUGUAUCUGCCACACAAAUGAACAAAUUAUAGUACAAUCUGAAAACGGUCGCGAAUUGAGACCGAACCGUCAUAAAAAUCAGUUAAUAACCGCAGCCCAGCAGUACAUAGGAGUGUGCCUGAGUGUGUGUCUGCUGAACCUUUCCGCAUGUGUGGCAUCGUAUACGUUUUCAUUUUCAUUUUCAUUUGGCCAGAUCGUUUGGGGGAUCGCUUCACUUAGUUGACAAAGCUUAGUUCAACUGCGCGGUUCGAAUCGACGGAAACCGAAAGUUCUGAACCCCAAACUCAUAUUGUCGAAAGUGAAAAAAGAUUAAAAAAGUGCACGCAAAGUGAUCAAAUCCUGCGAAACAAUGCGAGCAUUUCCUAUAUUUUGUGUGGUUUCUCAACUCCUGGCUAUAGCUCGAACGGAAUCCGGUGAAUUCGAGAAAUUACUGAUUCCCGGCUCAUAUGCAAAACCAGGAGCAGGCAGAGCAGUGCAGGGUAAUGAGACCAAUGGACACUCUGUGGCCGCACGCUCCUAUUACGAUGGUGGCCAAUCCGCCGGACAGACUGGCUGCUCCGUCGGCACAGAGUGCACUCCUCUCCACGACUGCACAGCCCUAAUCUAUGAGGUGGCUCGGAGCUGCUACUAUGGCGACAAGUCGCUCUACUGCGGUGGGACCAGUGAGGAGCUGCCUUACGUCUGUUGUCCUAGCAGUCCGCUGGAGAAGAACCAGGUUUGCGGAAAGUCACUGGUUCAAGGACAUUUUUACAAGGGCCUAGGAUCAUAUCCGUUCGUUGCCAGAAUCGGAUUUAAACAUAUCAACACGGGAGCCUUUGCCUAUCCAUGUGCUGGCGCUGUCAUAGCCCGUCGUGUCAUCCUCACUGCCGCCCACUGUGCCCUGGCCAAGGCCGAUGGCCAUCGACUGUCAUCGGUGCGCGUGGGUGAGUACGAUACGUCCAGCGAUCCGGACUGUGCCAACACCGGAUUCUGUGCCCCUCGCUCCGUGAACCAUGCCAUUAGCCACGUGAUCGUGCAUCCCGACUACAAGCAGGGCCAGUAUCAUCAUGACAUUGCCCUGCUGGUGCUCAAAACGCCGCUAAACUACUCGGUGGCAACACAACCGAUCUGCCUGCAAAAGACACGCGCCAAUCUGGUGGUGGGCAAGCGUGCCACCAUCGCCGGCUGGGGUAAGAUGUCCACAUCGAGUGUCCGGCAGCCGGAGAUGUCGCAUCUGGACGUACCGCUCACCAGCUGGGAUCUGUGCCUGCGGAACUAUGGAUCCACUGGCGCCCUGGAAUCUCCCAACUCGAUCGAGGGCCAGUGGAUGUGCGCCGGUGGCGAAGGCAAGGAUGUGUGCCAAGGAUUCGGUGGAGCUCCGCUUUUUAUCCAGGAAAAUGGUAUCUUCUCACAGAUUGGCAUUAUGUCCUUCGGAUCGGAUAACUGCGGUGGACUGCGAAUCCCAAGUGUCUAUACCUCCGUGGCUCAUUUCGCCGAGUGGAUACAUGACAACACACCGCCAGAAUAGGCUUAUUAUUCUAAGCUUAUUUACUAAUCUUAAUCUAAAUUAAAAUUUGCAUUAUAAAGAAAACCGAUAAAAACAGAUAACAUUUUGCCAAGCCAAUAUGCAACAUUUACUUACGAACAUGU
Drosophila serrata is the source of this 1762-nucleotide messenger RNA. RefSeq names its product chymotrypsin-like protease CTRL-1. The record is from RefSeq and is a predicted model, not a curated record. Gene Ontology annotation, molecular function: serine-type endopeptidase activity. Lineage: Eukaryota; Metazoa; Arthropoda; Insecta; Diptera; Drosophilidae. Gene Ontology annotation, biological process: proteolysis.